UCCUAUCGUUGCCCCAUCUCUUUUGUCUCUACUUCUACUUCCAUUUAUUCUCAAUUCUCCAUUAAAUACCUGCACUUUCUCAUGUCAACUUAUCAUCUGUUUCAUUUUUGUUCAAUUCAGUUUUAAUAGAUUUGAAGAAAAUACAGGUUUCGACUUGAGUUUAUGCAGAUUUUGAGGGAAAUUGGAUUAUGAUGGUUGCUGUGUUUGAUUGAAUCUUCAUGAAUACAUAAUUAAAUCUUGAUUAACCACUUUAUAAUAUUGUCAUUGAGCUAAUCAAUCUGUUGUGGCUCUCUGUUUGAUUCGAUUUGAUUAUGGCUCCGAAAGCUAGUAGAGGAAAACCUCACAAGGCUAAGAGCGAGAAGAAGAAGAAAGAAGAGAAAGCAUUACCAACGGUUGUAGAAAUCACAAUAGAAACGCCCGAUGGGUCUGGACUGAUGCUUAAGGGGAUAUCAACGGACAAAAUUUUAGACGUUCGGAAGCUGUUAGCGGUACACGUGGAGACAUGCCAUGUCACCAACUACUCUUUAUCCCAUGAGGUGCGAGGUCGAAGGCUGAAAGAUACAGUCGAAAUCGUCUCUUUAAAGCCUUGUCACUUAACGGUGGUUGAAGAGGAUUAUACGGAAGAUUCCGCCGUCGCACAUGUCAGACAACUGCUAGAUAUUGUGGCUUGCACCACCGCGUUCGGUGGUUCAUUUAACUCUCCUAAGAACACCAACGUUUCCGUUCGUUCUGGUUCGAUUGCCAAAGAAUCAGGAUCCGGCGAUGGUCAGGAUAAGAAGUCGUCCAAGAGAGAUGUCUCGAUCGGUUUCGAUCCGUCAGACGCAGCGGAGAUUUAUCCUCCGCCGAGGCUUGGACAGUUCUAUGACUUUUUCUCCUUUUCUCAUCUCACUCCUCCCAUCCAAUACAUUAGGAGAUCGGGUCGACCGUUCCUUGAAGAUAAAACAGAUGAUGAUUUCUUCCAAAUUGAUGUGCGAGUUUCAGGUGGGAAGCCGAUGACAAUCGUUGCCUCGAGAAAAGGGUUCUAUGCAGCUGGAAAAUGUGCUCUUUUAAGUCAUUCUUUGGUUGGUUUAUUGCAGCAGAUGAGCCGGAUCUUUGAUGGUGCAUACAAAGCUCUUAUGAAAACUUUCAUUGAGCACAAUAAAUUUGGAAAUCUCCCUUACGGGUUUCAAUCGAACACGUGGGUUGUACCUCCAAUUGUUGCUGACAACCCAUCUGUUUUCCCACCACUUCCUGUGGAAGAUCAAAAUUGGGGAGGAAAUGGUGGUGGACAAGGAGGAGAUGGUAAACAUGAUCGUAGGCAAUGGGCAAAAGAAUUUUCUAUUUUAGCAGCAAUGCCUUGUAGAACAGCAGAAGAGAGACAAGUUAGAGAUAGGAAAGCUUUUCUACUUCACAGUCUAUUUGUCGACGUAUCGGUGCUAAAAUCCGUUGCAGCCAUUAAGCAACUUACUCAUAGUAGCAAGUCAUCCUCAAAUGGUUUGCUUGAUUCAUUUUCGCAUGAGGAUAAAAUUGGAGAUCUGCUUAUCAGGGUUACAAGAGAUGUGCCUGAUGCUAGCACAAAGCUGGAUGCUAAAAUUGACGGGAGUCGUGUUCUAGGAUUGUCACCAGAGGAGCUUGCUAAAAGAAACUUGCUUAAAGGCAUAACUGCAGACGAGAGUGCAACGGUUCAUGAUACAUCUACUUUAGGCGUUGUGGUUGUUAGACACUGUGGUUAUACUGCUGUUGUGAAAGUUGCAGCUGAGGUAAACUGGGAUGGAAAACCCAUUCCACAAGACGUUGAUGUCGAGGACCAACCUGAAGGGGGUGCCCAUGCUUUGAAUGUCAAUAGUUUAAGAAUGUUAUUGCACAAGUCAUCAACAACGACACUAUCAUCUAUUGCAGCUCAACGAGUACAAGUUGCAGAUGUUGAAGAUAUGCACUCUGCUAAUAUUGUGGUCAGGAAAGUGUUGGAGGAAAGUCUGCAGAAAAUACAGGCAGAAGUCUCUAAAGCCACAAAAUCUAUCAGAUGGGAACUUGGAGCAUGUUGGGUGCAACAUUUACAAAGCCAGGAUUCUGGGAAGCCUGACUAUAAAAAAGCUGAAGAAGCUAAGGUAGAACCGGAUGUGAAGGGUCUAGGAAAAGGAUUGCUAAAGGGAAUCAAGAAAAAGUCUGAGGAUAAGAUCAACAAAACGGAGGAGGAGGUUUCUACAAGCAACAACACUGACAUGAUCAAUAAAUUAGAUAACCAUGGCAAAGAAGAGACGAUAAAAAUGGAUGAAGAAAAGGAAAUGUUGUGGAGAAAGCUGCUUCCUGAAGCAGCAUAUAUGCACCUUAAAGAAUCAGACACUGGUCUUCACCUUAAGUCACCUGAUGAGUUAAUUGAGAUGGCACACAAAUUCUAUGACGAAACUGCCCUUCCAAAGUUGGUAGCUGAUUUUGGUUCCCUUGAACUUUCACCUGUUGAUGGGAGGACACUGACAGAUUUCAUGCACACGAGGGGCUUGCGUAUGUGCUCCUUGGGGCGAGUGGUUGAACUCGCAGAUAAACUCCCUCAUGUGCAGUCACUCUGUAUCCACGAGAUGGUUGUUCGAGCUUACAAACACAUCUUACAAGCAGUUAUAGCAGCAGUUGACGAUAUAGCUGAUUUGGCUGGGUCAAUAGCAUCCUGUUUAAAUAUAUUGCUAGGAACGCCAAAUACAAGUAAUGUAGAUUCGGUAACUAGCAAUGCCGAUGAGUUAAAAUGGAAAUGGGUUGAAUCCUUCAUGUCGAAGAGAUUUGCAUGUCAACAGAAGAAUGAAUUUCAUCGCACUCUUCGUAAAUUUGCCAUUCUUCGAGGGCUUUGCCACAAGGUUGGGCUUGAGCUUGUUCCUAGAGACUACGAUAUGGAUUCAGCAUACCCUUUCAAGAAGGCAGAUAUUAUAAGCAUGGUUCCUGUAUAUAAGCAUGUUGCAUGCUCCUCUGCUGACGGACGUACACUUCUGGAGUCAUCCAAAACAUCGUUGGAUAAAGGCAAGCUUGAAGAUGCUGUCAACUAUGGAACAAAGGCACUUUCAAAACUUGUAUCUGUCUGUGGUCCUUACCAUCGAAUGACGGCAGGUGCAUAUAGUCUUUUGGCUGUGGUGCUCUAUCAUACUGGUGAUUUCAAUCAGGCUACUAUCUAUCAACAAAAAGCUUUGGAUAUCAACGAGAGGGAACUUGGACUCGAUCAUCCAGAUACAAUGAAGAGUUAUGGGGACUUAGCUGUUUUCUACUAUCGUCUCCAACACACAGAGUUGGCUCUGAAGUAUGUGAAUCGUGCAUUGUAUCUUUUGCAUUUAACAUGUGGUCCUUCUCACCCGAAUACUGCCGCCACCUACAUCAAUGUAGCAAUGAUGGAAGAAGGUUUAGGAAAUGUUCAUGUUGCUCUUAGAUACCUUCAUGAGGCUCUCAAGUGUAAUAAAAGGCUCCUUGGAGCUGAUCACAUACAAACUGCUGCUAGCUAUCAUGCCAUAGCAAUUGCUCUUUCCUUGAUGGAAGCAUACUCCCUGAGCGUUCAACAUGAACAAACCACUCUGCAGAUUCUGCAGGCUAAACUUGGACAUGAAGAUCUUCGUACUCAGGAUGCAACUGCAUGGCUUGAAUACUUCGAGUCCAAAGCUCUGGAACAGCAAGAAGCUGCACGCAAUGGUAUACCGAAGCCUGAUGCCUCUAUAUCUAGCAAAGGACAUUUGAGUGUAUCAGACUUGCUAGAUUAUAUAGCCCCAGAUGCAGAUAUGAAAGCACGAGACGUCCAAAAGAAACAAGCUCGUGCAAAGGUGAUUAAAGGAAAAGCAGGACAACAGGAAGAACUGUUAAGUGAUGAACUUCAAGAAGAUGAAGUUCUAUCACCAAGCCGAGAGAAUUCUAGCGAUAAAGAGAACAAAUUUGAAUUGCGAAAUGCACAGUCUGUUAAGAAAACCAACUUGGUUCAACCUGAGCAGAUCCAAAGGGAACAAAAUGGUUAUUUGGCAGAAGCCGACAAUUCUGAUGAAGGAUGGCAGGAAGCUUUCUCUAAAGCAGGUCGUAAAUCUUCAACUUCUAGGAGGCCAAAUCUGGCAAAAAUAAACACGAAUUUCAUGAAUGUCUCUCAGACAUCAAAGUACCGAUCGAAGCACACCAAUUUCACUUCCCCAAGAACAAAUACUGGAGAGUCUGCUGUCACUAAGAAAUUCAUCAAGACUGGAAGCUCUCCCAACACUACACAAACAUCUGGUUCAGACAAACCUACCAACCCAAAGGUGAAUCCAUCCAGUCCAGCAUCAAAUGAUCAGACAGUGAAGCAUUCUCCAGUUAUAAGUUCGAUCAGUGUUAAAGAAGCUGGCAAGCUUUUUUCUUACAAGGAAGUUGCAAUAGCUGCACCUGGUAGCAUUGUGAAGGCUGUGGCUGAUCAAUUGCCCAAAGGAAAUUCUCCGGUGAGCAUAGCUCAAAUGACAACAGAGGAAGCAAAGAAAGAUAAAGAUGAAGUUCAUGUGUCCAAUAAUGAACAGAAAACCGCCAUUGAUGAUAAGGACAAGCCAGAAGUCGAAAUGGUGAUAGAAGUAGAAAGUGUUGAGAAGACAGAGAAAGGAAUAGAAUCGGCAGUGGUUGAGAAUCUUGAUCCAAAAGUUGAAAUUUCAAAAAUAUCAGCAGAUAGUCCUUGUGAUUUAGAGCCAAUUUCUGCAUUGGUUCAAGCUGACACGAAUGGAAUUGUGGCAGAUGAAGAUGAAAAAACACCAAGCACUGAAGGUGUUACUCUAACCGAAACUGCAAAAGAGGUGACCAAGAGACUUUCUGCAGCAGCUCCUCCAUUUAAUCCAUCCAACAAUCCAGUUUUUGGUUUGGUCACAAUGUCUUUGAAAGAUCAUGGAGGAGGGAUAUUACCCCCACCUGUAAACAUACCUACAAUGGUCACAAUAAACCCUGUUCGUAGAACUCCCCAUCAAUCAGCAACAGCCAGGGUUCCAUAUGGUCCACGUCUCGCAGGUGUGUAUAACAAAUCCGUGAAUCGAGUCCAACGUAACAAGCCCAUUUUGUACAGUGGUGGUGAACUUGUUGCAGAUGGUGGUCAUCUAAGCCCUCCAAAAGUUAUGAACCCACAUGCAGCUGAGUUUGUUCCAGCUCAACCAUGGGUUUCUAAUGGGUAUCCGAUUGCUCCUAACGGUUAUCUGGUGACAUCCAGUGGAUAUCCUAUUUCUCCAAAUGGUUAUCACCCUAUCACCACCACAAACGGGUUUCUAGCUGGUCAAAAUGGGUACCCUGUAUAUCCUGUUGACUCAAUUGAGUCCCCAGUUAGCUCAUUAGAUUCUCCAUCAAUUCUCACUCAAGAAGCUGGUGCUGAAACCUCAAGUGAAUCUGUGGAUGAGAACGAGUCGGUUGUGGAAAAAACUUGCGAAGAAACUCAGUCUGCAAUUGAUGAAAAACCUAUUAGAACUAGAACAGUUGUGGAAGAAAUUCAAUCUGAAAUCAAAGAAAUGGCUACUGAAAUAGAUAGCCAAUCAUCAGAGGUUGUUUCUAUGAGCAAAAGCUCUAUGAGUGCUACAGACAGAAAGCCAAUCAAUGGUGAGGCUGAGAUGGUCGAGGUUAGAAGUUAAAGGGUAGUAUCGUCACUUUUAGUUUUACAGAUUGCUAUGGUUCAUAGCUAAGAAGCUGUGUAUCAUCAUCAUCAUCAGAGGCAACUUUUAGAAAUUCUUUCAUGUGAAAACCCGAACUUACCCCUUCAGUCACUGUAAGCUGACAUGACAACCUUUGACGGAGGCGAAAGACACUGUUUUUGAGUAGUUUUUCUUCACAGCAUUUCAAGUUUUGCUGAAUUUUUCAAGUUCAACAAUAAGAAUCUGGUGAGUUCUGUACCUUGUUUUUUCCAAGCAUUACUUUUCUGCCUUUGAAGACAGACGAUGAAAUUAAUAAUUUCUUGAUUAAUAGUAGUUCAAUAAAAUAGGCUUUGUUUCAUUGCCUUCAAGAUUUGCAUGGCAA
Molecule: messenger RNA, 5946 nt
Organism: Cynara cardunculus var. scolymus (artichoke)
Lineage: Eukaryota; Viridiplantae; Streptophyta; Magnoliopsida; Asterales; Asteraceae
Product: protein TSS-like
Exons: 23
Coding region: 312-5564 (1750 amino acids)
Biological process (GO): organelle organization
Cellular component (GO): cytoplasm
Molecular function (GO): protein binding
Source: RefSeq, a predicted model, not a curated record